UGACAGACGUCAUUGCUUCGAGCAUUGUGUUGCUAAGUUGGUGAAGUGAAAUUUGUACGGAAAAUUAACUGAUUUACGCGCUUUGAAACCCUGCAAAACUAUCGUUUUCAUAAACCUUAACAUACCGUGCGUCAACAGCGAGCAAAGUCUAUUGCAUUGAGCCCCUGUGCGGAAUGAAAAGCAGCACGUUUUACGACCACGAACAGCCACGAAAAGAACACCUCUCUAACAAGAUGGCGGCUGACGACGAGCUGAAUGUCGAGGAGCUGCUUGAAGCACCGUACAAGAAGGAGGAGGAAGCAUCCCCGGUCAACAACAACGGAACGGUGUCCAGCAACGGGGAGAAAAAAUCUAAAGAAAAUGGGCAUAGCAAAUCAUCCCGUCACCGCAGUCGGGAUCGUGAACGCGAACGGGAUCGAGAACGUGAUGGCGAGGGUCGUUCCCGGAAACAUCGCUCGCGAUCGUCCGACAAGACGAAGAAGGACAAGGAACAACGGCGGCGGAGCAAAGAGAAAGAACGUAGCCGAUCGCGCUCGCCUCGCCAUGAACGUUCCAAGGAUCGUUCGAAGGAGAAGGAACGCGUUAAAGUCGAUCACCAUCGCCGAGAUGCUGCAGCUGUGGAGAAGCGGCGUUCCCGGGAUCGCGAUCAUCGACGACGCUCCUCACGUGAUCGCGACUAUCGUCGACGCAGCCGUUCGCGAGGUGGAGAAGUUGGUGGUGGUCGACGGCGACGCUCCAUGUCUCCGAGGCCGUUCCGGGGACGAGGGGGACGGGGAGGAUCCGGCGGAUACUAUCGUGACCGAUCGCCACCGGAAGAGAUGACUCAGGAGGAUCGGGAUGCACGGACGGUUUUCUGUAUGCAGCUUUCCCAACGUAUUCACGCCCGCGACUUGGAGGAGUUCUUUUCCAGCGUGGGCAAGGUGCGCGACGUGCGGUUGAUUACGUGCAAUAAAACCAAACGCUUCAAAGGCAUUGCGUACAUCGAGUUCAAGGAUCCCGAAUCGGUGGCCCUCGCCCUCGGUCUGUCCGGACAGAAGCUGCUCGGCAUUCCGAUCAGUGUGCAACACACGCAGGCGGAAAAGAAUCGCAUGGCGAGCCAGCCACCGGCCGCGCCACCGAAGAAUCCGACCGGACCGAUGCGUUUGUACGUCGGUUCGUUGCAUUUCAACAUCACGGAAGAUAUGCUGAACGGAAUCUUCGAGCCGUUCGGCAAAAUCGACAACAUUCAACUGAUAAUGGACGCGGACACUGGACGCUCGAAAGGAUACGGAUUUAUUACAUUCCACAACGCUGACGAUGCGAAGAAGGCAUUGGAACAGUUGAACGGAUUCGAGCUAGCCGGACGCCCUAUGAAGGUGGGCAACGUUACGGAACGGCUGGAUGUGACCACGCACGCUUCACUCGAUACGGACGAAAUGGACCGCAGUGGCAUCGAGCUCGGAGCAACCGGACGACUGCAGCUGAUGUUCAAGCUGGCCGAAGGCGCCGGUCUUGCUGUUCCGCGCGCAGCAGCCGAUGCACUGCUCGCGACAGCCCCACAACCCGCCCCGCUGCAGCCAAUCCAGCAGUCACCGCCCAUCGCCACACAAUGCUUCCUGCUGUCGAACAUGUUCGAUCCGGCCACGGAAACAAACCCGAGCUGGGACGUGGAAAUACAGGAUGACGUGAUAGAGGAGUGCAACAAGCACGGUGGUGUCCAGCACGUCUACGUGGAUAAGCAGUCACCGGCGGGCAAUGUGUACGUGAAGUGUCCGAGCAUUGCGACGGCGGUGCUGGCGGUCAAUGCCCUUCACGGACGAUGGUUUGCCGGGCGCGUCAUUGGCGCCGCUUACGUUCCUCUCAUCAACUAUUACAACCUUUUCCCCGACGCAGCCCAGGCGGUCUCGUUGCUUCAGCCAAAGCGAUCCGGUUGAAGAGGAGUCAUAUAGCAAAAGAUAUGGUCAUGCUUCGGUGUAUAUAAUCGAAUAUACGCGCGGGGUAGUUUUACGUUUAGGGACCUUUUACUAAUAGAACUUUCCGUUUAUUCACCCGCUUGCAAAUCAAUCAAUGCUUGGACACGUUCCAAGAUGCAAUAUUUGGCAAUGAAACUAUGUUAAACGCUUUAGACAUAGAGGUGAUCUCAGGCAAAAAUAUGCUUGGAUUGAAUAGGUUUGUCUAAAACAAAAAAAAACACGUUCUCAAUUUGUUGUCCCUUGUAAAAAUAUGUGAUAUGAAGAUUUGCCGUUUUUAAGAUCCCGUUUCAGGUUUGAAUACUGCAUCCCGGCAGUAACAGUGUACGACAAGACAUAAUACCACGGCAAAAGUAUGCGCCCUUUUCCACGAUCGGUUACAAGGCAACAACGACUGGAUACUAUUGCAUGUUUUAUUGUAAAAAUAUAGGUUAGUGAUUAUGAUUUGAUUUCAUUAUGGAAACGGGCUUGUUUUAGUGAAAAUUUACUGAUCAUAGCUUGAAAAAAUAUAGUAACCAUAAUAGUGCACAGAUCAAACCAUUAUCGUACAAAAAUGGAAGCAGAAUGGUGGCGCGCUUGAUUUGUGCGGUACAGAGCAUCACCCAGAUAGGUUUUCUUUUCAGGCAUGAACCGGUUGCUGUUGGCCUACAGUUUGCCGGUAGCAAGAAUGGAUGGUACAAGUAAAUUAAUUAAUUGUUAUGUCGUACACAGGAAAAACGGUUUUUGUUUCGCUCGGCCGUUCGAUUUAAACCACACAGCAGCAACAACUAAAAAUUGUAUAAGUUAGCGAUAGGAAAAGGAAUACAGCAGGUUCAAUUAGUCUCUUGGUGAAAUGUACUUGAUAUAUUGCAAAUGGUGUCAUUUACUACUAGGCACACCGACUGUGCGGAUAACAUUAAGGGUUUUAUGGUCAGGAUACACCGAGUAUGGUGUACCGAUUAUUAGGUAAUAAGGAAAAUCAUAUGGAAGACAAUUACUGCAAACAAAGAA
Messenger RNA from Anopheles coustani, 2939 nucleotides. RefSeq names its product RNA-binding protein 39 (gene Caper). Gene Ontology annotation, biological process: mRNA processing. Gene Ontology annotation, cellular component: nucleus. Bases 174 to 1913 code for a protein of 579 amino acids. Lineage: Eukaryota; Metazoa; Arthropoda; Insecta; Diptera; Culicidae. Gene Ontology annotation, molecular function: RNA binding. The record is from RefSeq and is a predicted model, not a curated record. The transcript is spliced from 4 exons.